AUGCAAGGCGUUCAACAGGACCCCCCGUCCCAGUCGUGUGGAUCGGCCGAGACGUCGUCCACAGAAAAUCUGCGGAGCAGGCCAUCGAGAAGCCUUGACAACAAACGACCUGCAAAAACGGGUGUCAUUCUUUUUGAUACCUACAAACAUGAGGCUGGAGACCCCUCCUCCAGCUAUCGCAGGCUUACGUGGGCUCUGAAGCAGCAAGGCUUCCAAUGUAGGAUCAAUGACGUGUCUCUUACUGCUUCCGACCUUAAAGACGUGGGAGCCGUUGUUUUUGGUCAGCCCACGCAGCCCUUCACGGCAGCCGAGUUCGGUAUUUUGAAAGCAUUUUUUGAAGGCGGUGGAAGCUUGCUUUUUUUGAUGGGUGAGGGUGGGGAGACAAGGGCGGGCACGAAUGUCAACUACUUUCUGGAGGAGUACGGUAUGAGUGUUUGCGCAGACGCCGUCGUCCGUAUGACUGUUGCUUCGCCGGUCCACCUCCAUCCGAAGGAAGCACUCAUCGGGGAUGGUGUUUUAUGUCGCGAUGCCUUGAAUAAAGUUCUUGCACGAAAUAAGGGAACUGGGUAUCCGGGGUCAGCUCAGAAGGACAUCUUAGAGAACGGUCCAGCAGCAUGUCAGGUCCAGACGAGGACAAUACAACUCUUUGACGCGGAAAAUGAUAAUCACGCAGCCGAUAUCACCGAUACUGAGAAAACGCCGUUCAUUUUCCCAUAUGGGGCAACAGUUAGUGUACAGACACCAGCAUUUCCCUUCCUUUCCAGUGGCCUGACCGCGUAUCCUUCCAGGCGACCACUAGCAGCUGCCUAUGUACAUCCCAAAGGAGGUCGGCUUGUCGCCCUGGGAAGCUACCGUAUCUUCGAUGAUGAUUUCCUUGAGAAGGAGAACAAUCCUAAUCUGCAGGUGCUGGUCUUUCAGUGGCUCCUUGGCCACCAGGAAGGUGAUGACGCGCUACGACCGUCGAUUGAAGUGGAAGCUUCACUCGAGGCUUCUCAGCCUGUGCCGGAUACCACAAGCCUGUCAGAACGUCCACUGCCUUGCUUCUACGAUACUGAAGAAGCCCUGCCGUCGGAUUUCCGAAAGUUGUUUGAGGAAACGAAGUUUGCGCUAGAUACGUCACGUAUAGCGGAUGUCAAGCAACUCUAUCGACAGCUUGGCGUCAAUUAUGAGCCCUUGUCUGUUAUCAAGCCUGAAUUCGUUAUACCGUUGCCUCCCCUCCGUCCUGCUGUUCACCCGCCUUUUAUGCCAGAAUUACCACACCCUCCUUUGGAACUGUUCGAUAUCGAUGCUGAAAUUGCUUCCCCCAGGACACGCCUCAUACAACUUGCCAAUCAGUGCGUCGAUGAUUCGGACUUAGAAAUCCAUCUACAACGGGCUGCACAAAUCAUUCCGGUGCCUCUCUUGCCUGGAGAAGACAAACUGGCUCAGAACAAAAACCGAUCAGCGAAGAAUAUCCUCUGUUCACUCAUCUAUAGAAUCAUAGAAAUGAAGAUAAAAGAGCCAGUUACAGCAGCGGCUAUGGAUAAACGUGCAAGGGAACAUAAAAGGAACGUCGAUUAG
This is a messenger RNA of Toxoplasma gondii ME49, 1560 nucleotides long. Its product is annotated as intraflagellar transport 52 (Protein NGD5) family protein. Gene Ontology annotation, biological process: cilium assembly; intraciliary transport. The record is from RefSeq and is a predicted model, not a curated record. Gene Ontology annotation, cellular component: cilium; intraciliary transport particle B; centriole. The coding region runs from base 1 to 1560 and encodes 519 amino acids. Lineage: Eukaryota; Apicomplexa; Conoidasida; Eucoccidiorida; Sarcocystidae. The transcript has a single exon.